Sinocyclocheilus rhinocerous is the source of this 744-nucleotide messenger RNA. Its product is annotated as mitochondrial import inner membrane translocase subunit Tim8 A-like. The coding region runs from base 123 to 410 and encodes 95 amino acids. The transcript has 2 exons. Lineage: Eukaryota; Metazoa; Chordata; Actinopteri; Cypriniformes; Cyprinidae. The record is from RefSeq and is a predicted model, not a curated record.
CCGUCAUGACGUCAUAUUUUUGCGGCGGAAGUAUUUGUCUUUACGUCCAUUCAUGUCAGUGAGCGCAGUUGCGUUAUCCUUCACAUGUUCCCGUGCAUAUAAUCUGUCAGUAAAGUUUCGCCAUGGCUGAUUUUACUUCUGGCUUUGAUAUGCCGUCGGCUAGUUCAUCUGAAAGCGCUGAAGCUGCGGAGCUCCAGCGUCUGAUUGCAGUAGAGCAGCAAAAGGCUCAGUUUCAAGCGCAGGUUCACAACUUUACGGAUGUUUGCUGGGAUAAGUGCAUGGACAAACUGAGCUCCAAGAUGGACUCACGAACUGAGACGUGUCUCGUUAGCUGCGUGGAGCGUUUCAUCGACACGACGCUCACCAUCACCAACCGCUUUACGCAGAUGGUCCAGAAGGGCGCGCACUGAUUGACGGACACCGUCCUCAAGGACAAUUAGCCUACCACAUACUCUUUAUGCUCUCGGUGUACGUCCAGGAUGAUGUUUUACUGCUCUUUAGGGGUGUGGUGAACCCUUUCACUCUUGCGGAAAAAAAAUACCUAAAGCCCUUUCUCAUAGACUCUAAAAUGUUUAUUGAUAUGUGUAUCACUGUUGUACUAAUACAGCCAGCAAAGAACGAUUAUUUCUGCAGUACUGGCAGUUUCCAGUACUGACUGUCCACAUCUGUAAACCUGACUGGUUUAAUUGUGACUUAAAAUAAAUCAGAAGUUUCAAUGAAACAACCGUGAAUGAUCUUCUGUUU